Molecule: messenger RNA, 1980 nt
Organism: Paramecium octaurelia
Lineage: Eukaryota; Ciliophora; Oligohymenophorea; Peniculida; Parameciidae
Source: the annotation of a GenBank genome assembly
GUUAACUAGAAUGAAUGAGUCAGACAAAGAGAAUAAGAACGGUAUCAGGCUCAAUAACAGGAGGAUUAUCGGGAAUUAUUAGCUUAGUAUUGAAAUUAUGUUAAUAACCAGUUAAAACAUUGGGAGAAGGUACUUUUGGAAAGGUGAAGCUGGCCGUUCAUUUGAAAUCACAGGAGAAAGUGGCAAUUAAAAUAUUGGAGAAGGAGAGAAUAGUAGAAGUGGCAGAUGUAGAACGAGUGUCCAGAGAAAUACACAUCUUGAAAUUGAUUAGACACAAACAUGUAAUUCAAUUGUACGAAGUAUGCAUUUCCAUUCAAUAUGUAGAUAAUUGAAACUCCCAAGCAUAUCUUUAUAGUGAUGGAAUUUGCAAAUGGAGGGGAGCUCUUUGAAUAUAUAGUCAAACAUUAACGACUUUAAGAAAUUGAGGCCUGCAAAUUUUAUCAAUAACUGAUAUCAGGUAUCGAGUACUUGCACAAACUCUGUAUCGUACAUCGAGACCUCAAGCCAGAAAAUCUACUCUUAGACUUCAACAAUUCUAUAAAAAUCGUAGAUUUUGGAUUAGGGAACACAUACAAAAAAGGUGAAUUGCUUAAAACAGCAUGUGGCAGUCCCUGUUACGCAGCUCCAGAAAUGAUAGCUGGCCAGAAAUACGACUGUUUGAUGGUUGACAUUUGGAGCAGCGGAGUCAUCCUAUUCGCUAGCAUUUGUGGAUACCUGCCCUUUGAGGUAUGAUUUAAAUACAUAAUUCAUUCAAGGAUCAAAACACCUCAGCUCUCUAUAAAAAAAUACUCAACGGAGAAUACUAGAUACCCAAAUUUGUUUCAAAUGAAGGAGCCAAUUUUAUCAAGGCAGUUUUAACAACCGAUCCCAAAAAGAGGAUUACUGUUGAACAAAUGAAAGCACACCCCUGGUUUAACCUCUACUAAAGUUAGUCCAAGAUCUCCCCAGGAAUCAUCGUUGGAUAUAACAGAAUGCCUAUUGAUGACUCAGUUGUAGAUUCUUUAUCCCAACAAGGCUAUGACAAAGAAUACAUCAUUAAGUGUUUAGAUGCCAACAAACACAAUGAUGUUACAACUGCUUACUAUUUGGCAUUGAAACGCAAUUUAAUCAAUGGAAUUCAAUCCAAAGCUGACAUUAACAGCAGCGUUUUCGAAGAAUCCCUAUUGGAACCUAAAUAAAGACCCAAAAAACGUACUCAUCCAUUAUAAUAUCUCGUUAGCUCCCAUUUCCAAUAUCGUCGCCACUUCCAUCUUCAAAUAAAAUAGAUCUGGUUCAGUUUAAUAGAAUGGACAAACCAACAACAAUUCUUAAAAUAGAGGCAAGAGUGUUCCAUAAGCCAUUAGUGAUGACCAAACCUAAAUGCUUGUUAACUAUGCUCAUAAGAUGAAAUACCAACCCAUCAAUCCACAAUAGAAAUUUGCCAUACCAACAGAUGUCACUCAAAUAAUCUCACUUUAAUCUGUCGAUGACACUUUAGAGAGACCCAAAUCCAUCUCUUAUCACAUUCCCAAAAAGACUCCUACCAAUCACUAGUCUUCAGAACACAAUAAAAGUAAGACUGGUGUCUAAAGAGAUUCUGUCUCACCACAGUCGAAAUCUAAAUAAAAGAAAAGCCUGCAAACUAAAUAAGUGAAUUCCUCCUUUGAAUAUGUCAGUGUCAAUAACUACAGUACCAAACAAACUGAAGAACGCAAGAAAAGCAAUAGCAAACAUGGAACCAAAGAUUUAUUUGAUUUAACCAACUAUCAAAAAAAGUUAAUGAUUGAUUGCAAUCAAAAACCUACUAGCCAAUUAUGGCAAUUACAAAAUAACUUUAGAUAGAACUCUAGAUUGUAUGAGAUACCAACUUCGACUAAAACUAGUAACUCUGUCAAUAAAAGAUCAAAAGUUAUCAAACAAGAAAAUAACAAUAAGAGUACAAAUCAAAAAAGUACUUUAAAUAAUAGUUUUAAUUUUGAUAAAAAAUCCUAUUAUAAUUGA